This is a messenger RNA of Thermothielavioides terrestris NRRL 8126, 963 nucleotides long. RefSeq lists its product as uncharacterized. The record is from RefSeq and is a predicted model, not a curated record. NCBI's taxonomy places the organism in Eukaryota, Fungi, Ascomycota, Sordariomycetes, Sordariales, Chaetomiaceae. Bases 1 to 963 code for a protein of 320 amino acids. The transcript has a single exon.
AUGCCACUCCCACUCUCCGCCGCCUCCACCAUCGCCUCGUACGCCAUUCGGCCCGCCGAUCCCAAGCCCUCCUUCUUCAGCAUCGAGCUCUCCCAAGCCGAGCACCGCAUCCGCCUGAUCAACGCCUGGGGCGACGCCAUCCGGCCCGGCACGCGCAUCCUCGAGCUCGGCUGCGGCCAGGGGACCUGCACGCAGGCCCUCGCCGAGGCCAUCCGUCCCCCUCCUGCAUCCUCAGAGACCGGGACUGCUGCCAGCGAAGGUGAGACGAAGGGAGGAGGAGGAGGAGGAGGAGGAGGGCACAUCGACGCGGUCGACCCAGGCGCCCCGGACUACGGCAGCCCGUUCACGCUCGGCCAGGCGCAGGCGCACCUGUCGGCCGGACCGGUGGGGUCGCUGAUCACCUGGCACCGCGCGGAGCCGGUGGCCUUCCUGGCGGCGCACCCGGGCCGGACCUGGGACGUGGCCGUGCUCGCGCACUGCGUCUGGUACUUCGCGUCGCCGGGCGAGCUCGGCCGGAUCCUGGCCGCGCUGCGCGGGCGCGUCGCCCGCGUCCUGAUCGCGGAGUGGGCGCUGCGCGCGACCGAGCCGAGCGCUGCCGCGCACGUGCUGGCGGUGCUGGCGCGCGGUGCGUUUGAGGCGCACCGCGUGGGCAGUUGCCAGAAUGUGCAGACCCCGCUGAGCCCGGCGGCGAUUCGGCGGGCUGCGGAGGAGGCGGGGUGGGCAGUGGAGGGGGAGACGGUGGUGGUGCCCGAGAAGGAGUUGGCGGAUGGGUACUGGGAGACGGCAAUGGUGGUGGGGGAGGGGUUUGUGCAGGAUGUGGAGAGGGAGAUUGGAGAUGAGAGGGUUAAGGCGUUGCUGAAGUCGGCGAGGGACGCGACGAUUGCAGCGGCGGACGCGGUCGGCGGGGCGAAGGGGGUGAGAUCUAUGGAUGUGUGGGUUGCGACGCUUGUGCCAGGUGAAUGA